AUGAUUCAUCCUCAGCAAAUACAGGGAAAGAUUUACACUUUCAUUCCUGACUCAGAGAUCCAUCACUUGGGUAUAACUCUCGAUGACAACAUUGAAAAGAUUGUGCGUAAGCACAUGGUUAUCUGUCUUGGUAUUGUGCACGGUAGACCUAACUACGUGAAAGUGAUGACGAUUACAUCGACGGUCAAAGAUGAUCACGAAUAUGUGCCUAUAGCCCCCACACCCAAAAAACCAUAUCCUAUACAAAUCCAACUCCGCAGCAGCUCGGACUCGUAUCUCAAAAUCGAUGCCUGCUACGAGGUUCCCAUUCAAGCCCUUGAGCAGGUUUUUGAUUGCUACGGAAAUCCAUUGUCUAUCCGACCUGGACGCGGCGCGGGAGGCUUACCGCAACUAAAUGAUUACAUUAGACGUCGUGAUAGCAUCCGCGAGAUGGAAAAGAUAUAUCGCGACAUGGAGAAGCAAGAUGAAUUAUUUGAAGCGAUGGAGAAUUUGAAUUUGAGCGAUGGCUGA
Molecule: messenger RNA, 510 nt
Organism: Botrytis deweyae
Lineage: Eukaryota; Fungi; Ascomycota; Leotiomycetes; Helotiales; Sclerotiniaceae
Exons: 3
Coding region: 1-510 (169 amino acids)
Source: RefSeq, a predicted model, not a curated record